Molecule: messenger RNA, 1025 nt
Organism: Lindgomyces ingoldianus
Lineage: Eukaryota; Fungi; Ascomycota; Dothideomycetes; Pleosporales; Lindgomycetaceae
Exons: 3
Coding region: 36-692 (218 amino acids)
Biological process (GO): Golgi organization; endoplasmic reticulum to Golgi vesicle-mediated transport; intracellular protein transport
Cellular component (GO): Golgi apparatus; endoplasmic reticulum; endoplasmic reticulum-Golgi intermediate compartment
Source: RefSeq, a predicted model, not a curated record
AUUUGGGCACGUUCACAACCCCGGACAACACAGUCAUGGACCGAUCGUAUCGACUCUUAAACUACCUCAUUCUCCUUUUCGCUCUCCCAUUUGCGUUGGCAUUGAAAUUCGACAUCAAUGCUGUCCCGCAGCACGACUCAGCCAAAUAUGAGCGGUGCAUUCGAAACUUCGUGGCCAAGGACCAGCUGGUAGUUGUGACGGCCAUUGUGAGCGGGUAUAGGGGGGAUGGACAGACACUCAACAUGCAUAUUCGCGAUGCGAUGGGCAAUGACUAUGGAAGGCCAAAGGAUGUCUAUGGCGAGAACAGAUACGCCUUCACUUCGCAUGCCGACUCCGCAUUCGAUGUUUGCUUUGAGAACAUUCUGUCGUCGACUCAUCAAAUGAACCCUAGUAGACACGUCGAGCUUGACAUCGAUAUCGGCGCCGAUGCAAAAGACUGGUCUGCCAUCCAGGCUGGCGAGAAACUAAAACCGGUCGAGGCUGAACUGCGACGGAUCGAGGAAGUCGUGGGCGAAAUUGUCAACGAGAUGGACUACCUCCGUGGCCGCGAGCAGAAACUCAGGGAUACUAACGAGAGCACAAACGAGCGUGUCAAGUGGUUCGCGUUCGGCACCAUGGGCAUGCUGGUUGGGCUUGGUGCGUGGCAAGUUGUGUACCUAAGGGCAUACUUCCGGUCGAAGCAUCUUAUCUAGGUUGCUUUUGGCGGAAUCGGGGUCGAAAUUUGGAUGGACGGAGCACUCUGCAUAUUGAGCAGAUUAGCGGGAAGAUUUGGGAUUGAAGUGAUACACUGCGCGCGGUUAUGAUAGGGAAUUGUACGACCAGCGGACUCAUAGCGAUGCGUUGUGGACUGGCCAGAAACAUUGUUUCUUGCAUACUCUUUGAAGCGGAGCCUGGUUUGGCGUUGGUAGGGUCACAUGCAUUGGAAUUACAGCUCGAAAAGUGUCCAGCACGGGUUUGCUUCUUCCACUCUCGUGCCUGGGCUGAAGCAGGCUCAAGUAUUGAACCCUCGAGUCCCACCUCAUGAU